Doryrhamphus excisus (bluestripe pipefish) is the source of this 1565-nucleotide messenger RNA. It is a transcript of the gene lg5h8orf76, whose product is annotated as linkage group 5 C8orf76 homolog. Lineage: Eukaryota; Metazoa; Chordata; Actinopteri; Syngnathiformes; Syngnathidae. The record is from RefSeq and is a predicted model, not a curated record. Gene Ontology annotation, molecular function: protein binding.
UCUGUGUUUCUGCGGACUUAUUUGAAACGCGGUAUCAAUGCGGGUGGCUCGUGCUUAGCACUUAAACACAUUUUAGCUAGCAGUCAAAUUAAAGCGAAGCAGACGCGCUGACUUAAUUCGUCAUGGAGAUAUUUGGAAGCAACUUUGACGACUCUGUGUUUUCGGAAGCGAAAGACCGAGGUUCCAUGUUUAUAUCUUCUUAUAACGCUAAACGCUGCGAGCCGGAGUGGUUCUGUGAGAGUGCUGUUCUCGACACAGAAGAUUCUUUGGAGAAGCAGAAAGUUUUUAAAUUUCGAGGUGACUUGGCUCUGAGGAAAGGCAAUUACCAGACAGCCCUGGAUGCGUACAGUAGUUGCCUGGAAUGGAUCGCGGACAACAAUACGUCAAUAAAGCGAGACAUAUUGGAGGGAAUGGCUCGAUGUUGCGCCAAGCUGGGUGACCGCGACAGAGCGAUGGACUUGGUUGACAUCCUGAGCAAAGAAGCUUCAAAUACGUGUCACCUGACCAGCCUGCUGCUACUCAAGGUCAGCAUCUACCAACAUCUUGGAGCCAUCGGCCCGAGGAUGACAUCUCUGCAGGAACUGUGCAGCUUGGUGCCCUACAACCCCUGGAACUGGUUCAACCUGGGAAAGAUGUGUGUGGAGCUGCUGGAGCACAACGCUACCUCAGAGAUGAAGGAAAGAGAAGCUGAAGACGGCGUGGAUCUCACGGAAAGCAAACUGUGGCUGAAGGCCUGCACGUCUUUCAUCAGGACCAGGCUCCUGCUGAAAAUCCUGCAGCAGCAGCAGUCGUCUUUUGCGCGGAAGCGUAAUGAAAAUGUCCUCCAAUCGUUGGAAGACGCCUUGAAGCGUCUGAACGCCAACAAAAUCACUUUGAAGAUUCUCACUGAGGUGAUGUCAGAGGACCUGAUCCCAGACAAGAUGAAGGAGGACUACCAAGACGGUGAGAGUCUGUCCAGUGUGUGCCUGCAGAGCUUCAGUGAACGCUGGUGGAAUAAAAUCUUACUGACGGGAAUUCUGGAGGCCGAUGGACGAGGAGGCGUACGCAGCGACACCACGUUGUGAUGCCCCCCCCCCCCCCCCCCAACUACAAAAACAUUGUACUGGUCUCAAGCGAGAGGAGAUCCUGGAUUUUGUUCCAGUUGUUGCCGGGAGCGACAUAAAGAAGAGGAGCAUUCCAUUUUAACUUCAUACGAUGUUCCCUGAAGUACUCGUGUGGGCCCGAAUGUGUCACAUGAUUCCCGUCACAAGAUAUAUUUGUAAAUAGUUUUUUUCUACAUAAAAAAUGUUAUCUAUGCCUCAGGGUUGCGUUCAAUGAAAGUUACUAUUUUUUGUUAUGUUGAAACUUCUAAAAAAAAAAAAAAGUACUCCGGUUUUUGGAUGAUUCAUGUUUCAUUCCAAUGAGUUUUUGAUGCAUUAAUGAUGCAGAUUUUCACCUGAGUAUUUGUACAGUAUUGCAGUAAAGUCGUUAUUUUUGUUCCACCAAAUGGAGUAGCUAAACAAAGCGCACCCCAUACAUUGCUGACCCACUGCCCUUUUUUUAAAAAAAAAAUUGAGUGCAACUUC